Mugil cephalus (flathead mullet) is the source of this 3668-nucleotide messenger RNA. Its product is annotated as tumor necrosis factor receptor superfamily member 1A. The record is from RefSeq and is a predicted model, not a curated record. Gene Ontology annotation, cellular component: plasma membrane. Gene Ontology annotation, molecular function: protein binding. The transcript has 10 exons. Gene Ontology annotation, biological process: signal transduction. The coding region runs from base 968 to 2251 and encodes 427 amino acids. NCBI's taxonomy places the organism in Eukaryota, Metazoa, Chordata, Actinopteri, Mugiliformes, Mugilidae.
AUCCAAUUCACAUGUUUUAUUGUUGUGUUUUAGUGUUAAGGAAGCGUGACUUUCGUUGCCUUUCUGAUUGAAUUUCACGGUUUCACAAAUCAUGGUGUAGAACUGUUACUCAGGAUUUCUGUUGCCGUGAAACCGACCUAACAGACAUACAGCACCCGUGUUUCCAUGUCUGUAAAAUAGGGUCAGAUUGUGCCACAUUGUGUGUUGUAGUGAAAACAUCAGGGCCGUGGUGUUGACGUGUGUGUGUGUGUGUGAUGAUAGGAGACGUGUAUGUGGAGAUGAUCUGCACUAAUAGAUGCUCUGUCAUGUCUCGUAGCUCCGAUCUAAAAGUUUAAUACAUUUAAAAGUUGAUUUAUUUAAGGCUGAAAUCCACCCGUCACGUCUCGACGAAGCCGCUUCACCUGUGGAAUGGCAGCAGCUAAAAGUGAACGUCUCACCCAAAUAAUACUUAGUCAUGUUCAUUAAUAAUAUUCCACUGAUCGGUUAUUCGAACCGAUGGACUCAAAUUUAAGUGUGUGGGGGAAAAAAUGUAGUUUCACAGUAACAGGAAGGUAGUCCUGGAGUGCUGCUUCCUGCUGUGUAUGUAUGUAAUUUAUUACUGGGCAGACAACUUUCAUAAACUGGUACGCUGGGGUUCAGGAGGAGGUGAAUGAACUCUCCUACGGCCUGAUACCACUGCGAUCUCUUGCCUUUUUUGCACAGCACUGUUGUCUUUCUGGAUUGUUUAGAAUAUAUUUAAAUUGUAAACCACCACUUUCUCUAACCUGCCUCUUCUGCAAAGGGACUUCGGCCCUCAGAUCAAGUGGCAUUAUCAUAGACACGUUUUGUAGUUGGUUUUCUCAAUCACCCCACACGAGGCCCCACACGUUGACCAACGUGUAAAAACUGACUGAAGCCUCACUCAGCCUCACACCGAUAAUGACACUAAGUUGUGAUUUGAAGAGGAGUUUAGAGAGCUGUCCCUUUGAUGUCUUCCUCUGAAUGCCAGACUUUUUCUGUUUUUUUUUUUUUUGUUUGUUUUUUUUCUCGCUUAUUCCAGGUUUUCCUGCUGAUGCUUGCCCUCAUUUCCGUUGAAAAGACCGUUGGGGAAACCAACGAGCACUGCUUCGAGAAAUGCCCGGCAGGACAUUAUAAGGUUGGCACCUGCACUGGUCAGCUUGUGAAAUGCGAAAUCUGCGGAGAAGGCUCGUACACCGCAGUGCCGAGCACCAUAGACCACUGUCAGAGGUGUGAAUCAUGCGGCUCCCAUGAGAAACGAAUAAAGCCCUGCAACAGAACCAGUAAUACGCAAUGUGAGUGCAAAGAGGGAUACUACAAUGCAGGAGACGACGAUAACAGGAGCUGCCAGUCCUGUCGAAGUUGUAAGAGGGACUCAAAGUGCAGGAGCAAAUGCGCAUCCCCUACAACUCCACUUCCAUCCACAUCUACAUCUGCAUCUACAACUAAACAGGCAACAGAAACUGCAACCCCGGCUCUGUCUCCAGAUCCACUCACAACUUCACCUACAAGAACGACGGCUUCAAGGAACACAUCAACUCCGGUUAAAGUUCCAAUAACCUCAGAUAACCAUCAGAUGUUCUGGAUUAUGGUCGUUCUGAUUACGCUUCUGAUGCUCUUUUGGUUCCUGCUGAUCCUCGGUAGCCUGCACAGAUAUUUGUACUGUAGUCCCUGCUGGAAUACAAACAAAGAUAUCGGGUCGCCUGACGGGGAAGCCAACUUCAACGAACCAAAUCAUCAAGGCAGCCCGACCACGCUGACACUCAACAUAGCAGAGGAAACUCCCAUGAUGGCUCUCAGCUCGAAUCAAGCUGUGCAAGAAAGUCCAACCCACAUCAGUCCUCUGCUGCGAAACGGUGACCACAGCGUUGCCACACGGAACGAGCAGUCAGACCGCUGGCCGGCCGUCGUCCUCUACGCGAUCAUCAAGGAGGUUCCCCUGCGUAGGUGGAAGGAGUUCUUGCGCCUGCUCUCGGUGGCCGACCAGGAGCUGGAGCGAGUGGAGCUGGAGGCCGGCUUGGGCCUGGGCUCCAUAGAGCGGCAGUACCAGAUGCUGAGGCUGUGGAGCCAGCGCUCCUCCGCCAGCAUGAACGACGUCUUCUCGGCCUUACACUAUAUGGAUUUAUCCGGUUGCGCCCAGCUGCUGCAGGAGAGCCUGGAGAAGAUGCAGUGGAGGCCCGGGCCGAAGCAAGGUUUCACCGCUUGCAGGAGUCACACGGAUCACAGCUGGAACGGGGCAGCGCAGGACACCUGAGGCUGAGAGAUAGAGACGGAGAUAUCUGCGGUUCAACCGUAGACACUGGUGCAUGAAACUAGUUCAAGUUCCUGGAAAGGAUAUUACUAAUUGUAAUUGCUACAGGGUCCAACCACAGAGAACUGCAAUGCCAUAAGUGACCCCACACCAAGUCAUGCCAAUUGACAUCACAAUCUAACAAAGGCAUUGUGGAGAACAGGUAAUAGUUUGAAUCGUUUAACAUUACCAAAUACACUCCGGGAACGCAAAUACAGUGUCUUUUCUACAUUAAAUAGAAUAAAGCUCGACUUGGUAAAGAGUUGAACCUUAUUAUUAUCAUUUUUUUUAUAACUAGAUACAAAGAAAAUGUGUUUUUAUGCACUGAUGGGUGAGCUGCAGAGAUGAGCUUGGAUUAUCGGGUGUUUAUCAAGCAAUGGUAUUUUCACCUCUUAAUGUACUUGCAAUGCUCUAGUAUGUAAAGUUAGUUCAGAGAAUUAAAUUAAAAGGUAAUCGAGGGAAAGUCCCUUCCAGUAAAUGUAGUUUACUAUCAAAACACCUUUUAGUACACCGCUUAACCUCUGCAUUCUUGUGUUGUGUUUAAACAGUGAGGCUGUGGUUUUACAGCACAAUGCUAAAAUGCCAAUGUCUGUAACUAAUUUCUGUAUGUGCUCAAAGAGUAGGGCAAGGAAGUUACACUUCCUUUUAAGAACUGUACAACAUCGUUUUACCUCAGUGCUGGACAUUUCUCUUUUUUUUUCUUUUUUUUUUCAAGCGCUUGGCAAGUCAAAGUGCAGUUUGAGUAUUUGAACUGUGUGAAGGUUAUAUGUGUACGUCUAUGAUGUCUGAGCAGCGCCGCUGCCGAUCGUCUCAGCGUGUCUGACGUGUCCUUCAUCUCGUCUGACAUGAAAGUCUGGUAUAACAGCGCUGCCACUGAUUCUUACUGGGCACCUUCGGAAAGCAAGAAGACCGAAAUCCCCAAAGGACGUCAGAUUUUCGGUUUCCUGAAACCUAAUGGUGUCAGUGUGUAGUAGUCUGGGUUUUUCCUCACCACACAUAUUCCAUUCGAACGGAUGGUUUUCUCUUGUGGUGUUUUGGUAUCUCACUUUGAGAGCUUAUAUGUCAGUUCAGUUCCCCGACAGUAAAGGACAUGGACUUUCCAAUUAAAGUAAUUUAUUAAUGAAUGUUUUAAUAUGAAUUGAGGUCAUUGUUGUGUAUAUAUUUUAAUUGCUGUUAUUUUUUUAAUUAUUAUUGUUUUCUCAAACUUCUCAUGGAUAUUUGUCUGUUUUAUUACAAAGUUCAAUGUGUGAAGUGUCAUACUGAAACUGUUUAAUCCUCCGUGGUGUCACCCGUGAUACACGAUAUGGUAAUGUGGCCGUGUAAAAAGCCCAAGUCAAAAUGUCAUCAUACAUUAUGUCAUGAAUAAAAUGGUUGGCCACAA